AUUGACAUAAAUUAUAAUUGGGUUUACGUUAAAAUAUUUUUUGAUACGGCUUACAGUUGAGAGUAAACAGAACGUAUCGCGUGAAGUGAACCACAAAUGGAGUCUCGUGUUUCAAAUAAUGCAAGCUCAUGACUGAAGAAAGAAUUUUUUGGAGAGAAAAGUCAGUCGUAUCUUAACGUUACUCCGUGUAUAAGUAGAAGUAGUGGAAAGUUCCGUGAAGAAAUUACAAAUGAUAUCUGUAUUAUCAAGAUGGGAGUAUGAAGAUCUAGAAGAAACAAGAAUGGAUCGUGCCAAAGGUUUCUUGGCGGAUAACUGUCGAAAAGGAAAGCGUGGUAUUUGCGUAACUGUCGUCGUUCUUGGUAUUUUUAUAGGAUGCGCUCUUUUGGGUUAUACGGCAUUUGCUAGUACGAGUCAUAGAAAUGCUACUUUAGCACAGGUUACCAUUAUAUUUCGCCACGGUUAUCGAACACCUACGGAAACUUAUCCAAACGAUCCUUACCUGCAUUACAAAUGGCCAGAUGGUUGGGGAGCUUUGACCAAGAAAGGAAUGCUACAGAUGUACAAUUUGGGAAAAUGGAUACGCGACGUCUAUGGAUGGCUCAUUGGAAAGUCUUAUAACAGCUCUACCUCACACGUACAGAGUAGUUAUGCUGAUCGGUGUAUAAUGUCUGCCCAAGCAUUGCUGGCAGGACUUUUUCCUCCAGAUCCGGAGGAAACGUUUCUUCCCGGAUUACCAUGGCUUCCAGUUCCGGUUCACAGCACGCCUAGAGAAUUGGAUAAAACGAUUGUCGUUAAGGCACCUUGCCCACGAUUGGAUGAAGCUCUAAAGGAAGCGUACCAAAAUGAUACGAAGCAAACAGACCUACAAUCGUAUUACGCAGAAUUGUCGAAUUACACGGGAAAAAAGAUAUCUGACAUAACUGACGUAGAAUUCUUAUAUAAUACACUGGAAAUCGAGGAUUUAAAUAAGCUUACACUACCCGAGUGGACACAAAAAUUUUAUAACGAUAAAAUGAAGGAAAUCGCUGCUCGUAGUCUUGCAAUUUUUACAAGUAAUACGUUACAGCAACGUCUUCGAGGAGGACCAUUACUCAAGGAGAUUUUAGAGCACAUGAUGGAAACGCGUACCAAAGAUAAUUGGAGGAAAUUGUACUUAUAUUCAGCACAUGAUAUAACGUUAGUCAAUGUACUAAGAACAAUGGGAUUUACUAAUGAAUUAUUUAAACCCGAUUACGGAGCAGCUCUUAUUUUUGAGUUGCACUUAGUCAAUGGUGGACAAAGUCAUGAAGUGAAGGUAUUAUACUUAAACAGUACACAGACAAUGGAACCGCAUCGAAUGAGUAUUCCAGGAUGUGAAGAUCCGUGCUUACUUGACAAUUUAAUAAAGAUUUUGAAACCGGUAAUCCCUGUUGAUUGGGAUAAAGAGUGUAUCUUAUCCAAUUAGGUCAAACAUCUAUUAUCAGUCUUUGUAAACACAUCUUAAGAUAUAUAAAAAAUUAUAUAGAUAUGUAUAUAUAUAUAUAUAUAUAUAUAUAUAUUUAGCGACGCAGUCCAGUAUCCACUACAUCAUGGACGGUAUAUUUUUUCCAUAAUUAUUUAUUUAUACAUUUAUACAGUCAGAUUAUAUAUGUAUAUAUAUACGAGAAAUUGUAACUCAUAGAAAUUUCAAUCUAGAAAAAUAUUUUUAUACUAUUCUGUAUUGUGAUUAUUGAACAAAUAUACAUAUAUUUAUAAAUGUA
Molecule: messenger RNA, 1739 nt
Organism: Cephus cinctus (wheat stem sawfly)
Lineage: Eukaryota; Metazoa; Arthropoda; Insecta; Hymenoptera; Cephidae
Product: prostatic acid phosphatase
Exons: 8
Coding region: 230-1444 (404 amino acids)
Biological process (GO): dephosphorylation
Molecular function (GO): phosphatase activity
Source: RefSeq, a predicted model, not a curated record